Molecule: messenger RNA, 486 nt
Organism: Cooperia oncophora
Lineage: Eukaryota; Metazoa; Nematoda; Chromadorea; Rhabditida; Trichostrongylidae
Source: the annotation of a GenBank genome assembly
AUGGGGACAAUCGAUGCAUCGAAACUGUUCCCCGACAAAUUAGUUCUGAAGGAAGUUGGAAACAAGAACGAGCCGGUUGACCGCGAGGAUCUUCUGAACGAGGACGAUAAGAACUGGAAGUCAGUGGUUUGUCGAAAAUGUGAUUCGCUGAUUUUUCCCGAAGACAAGGUUAAACUCGUGGAUAAUUAUACAGCCAGACUUCCCCUGAUGAGUAUAGGUGGUAAAGGUUGCACAGAAACCGAGGAAAUAUCGUUGUGGUGGUAUACAGCAAGCGAUAUGGAUUUUGAUACCGUUGGUUUUGCUUGGGUUGUGAUCGACAAUAAAAAGACUCUGCUCUGCGGUGACUGCGAAUUUGGCCCGAUUGGAUUACGAACUCUUGAUGACAAACAGUUUUGGGUAGCUGCCGAGAGAGUCGCUCACGUGGAUAAGCCGCCACCACCGGGAGCGAAGCCGUCACCAAAGAAGGCAAAGAAGAAGAAGAAUUAG